This is a messenger RNA of Stegodyphus dumicola, 382 nucleotides long. It is a transcript of the gene Blos2, whose product is annotated as biogenesis of lysosome-related organelles complex 1 subunit 2. The record is from RefSeq and is a predicted model, not a curated record. Gene Ontology annotation, molecular function: gamma-tubulin binding. Gene Ontology annotation, biological process: endosomal transport; lysosome localization. Gene Ontology annotation, cellular component: BLOC-1 complex; BORC complex; gamma-tubulin complex. Lineage: Eukaryota; Metazoa; Arthropoda; Arachnida; Araneae; Eresidae.
GAAUAGCAAGUAAAAAGAUGUAGCUGAAGUGCAAAACAGGAAAAAAUUUUCUCUGAGAUUGAGAAACCGAAAGUUUAAGUGUGGUUUUUCUCACAUCUAAAUUUUAUAAAUUCACUUCUGUUAAAUUUGCUACAAUUAAAAAGUACUUUUUUUAAGAAAUGGAAGGUGCUGAAUCACCCACAAGUGCUCAGCCAAAUUUAAAUGAGUUAGCAGUGGAUAUGUUUCAGAAAAGUGCAGAAUAUAUUGGAGGAGAAUUAGCAGUUGCCCAAGAUGACUACAAACUUUUGACUGACUUGAAUCGGGAAUGUGACAUGACUUAUGCAGGGCUAAGAAAAAUAGGAGGAAAUUUAAAUAAACAACUAAAAGAAAUGACUGAAAAACG